CUUCUGCAAAUGCUGCAUCUUCGAAUGCAUAUAAAAUCAACGAUUCCACAAUAGUUACUCAUUCGUUAGUUUGUGCUCACGAGGAAUACUGAACACCAUGCUUAAAUACGUAACAGUAGUGUGCGUACUUGCCGCGCUUUGUGCCGGAGCACCUCAAAAUCCCCAGGAUGUGCAAAUCCUACGGUUCGACAGCGACGUGCAACCAGACGGAUACAGCUUUGCGUAUGAAACCAGCGACGGCACGUCAAGACAAGAAACUGGAAAGCUUGACAAUCCCCAGUCCGAAAACGCAGCGCUAACUGUAACCGGGGAGUAUGCGUAUGUCGCUCCAGAUGGCAAGAAGUACACUGUAACAUUUACAGCUGACACAAACGGCUUCCAACCCAAAACCUCCCUUGGACAAAAGUAGUUUUAGUCAAAUAAAGUUAGCCAUACACGCAAGUACCUCAGAUGUUUAGCUAAGUCCUUACUGUGAGUUUUCAAGUUAAACGGGGCCCCGGAGUUACAUUAAUUUGACAGAAUUGCAUGUAAUGCGUCCGAACUAACAAAGGGAAAUCGUUCUCGCCAUGUUGUGACGAAUAAACUAGAAGUAUAUUAUGAUUCAAUAUUUUUUCAUAUAUUGAAACAAAAUCCAUUGAAAAUAUAUUAUCGAAUCAAAAUGUAUUUCUAAUAGAAGGGAAUUCUAGGGAUAGAAAUUUUCUAUCCCUAGAAGUCACAAAAUGCGCGAAACGAUUUCCCUUUGUUACAGCCCGUUCCCACUUAUCGGCUGUCGGGCCCGGAUUUUAAUCGGAUCGUCCAGUGGCAGGACAUUUUGACACGAAAUUGGUUUCAGACAAGUGUGAAUAGCUUCAUGUUCUGCCACUUAAAAUCCGGGCCCGACAAACGAUAAAUGCGAACCGGCUGUUAAAAAAAAAUUAAUCACGAAAUCUGAUUGACAGAGUCACUACAACAUACAUGUCGAAAAUGUACUUUGUAGGUAUCAUGUAUAUACGUAAACUACUUGAAAAGUUACAGUAACUAUAGAGGCUCUGUAGAGUUUCUGCAAGAAUGUAGCGUGUAUGUUCUGGAAAGUGCCAUUGCUAAGCGACAUACAUACUACAUUUCAAAUAAACCUAUGAGUAUCCUUUUCUGUAUGGCUACUUUUACAUAACUUGGCCUUGGACCGUGUAAAUAACUAAAAUCUUGGUCGAUGCCAGAGUUCCAUCUAUAUACUAACAGAAUUAAAUACUCGAUCUCAGUUAUUACUGCGUAACGCACAUCCGAUGAGAAAAACUGUAUCUUACCUACUUGUGCCAUAGGAUAUACUUACUUUUAUGUAUUUUUACACUUUUGUAUCGAAGCUUUCCUAAAGAAUAAAUUAUUAAAAUAUAAA
Molecule: messenger RNA, 1372 nt
Organism: Maniola jurtina (meadow brown)
Lineage: Eukaryota; Metazoa; Arthropoda; Insecta; Lepidoptera; Nymphalidae
Product: endocuticle structural glycoprotein ABD-5-like
Exons: 3
Coding region: 98-409 (103 amino acids)
Cellular component (GO): chitin-based extracellular matrix
Molecular function (GO): structural constituent of chitin-based larval cuticle
Source: RefSeq, a predicted model, not a curated record